Messenger RNA from Sorex araneus (European shrew), 1141 nucleotides. RefSeq names its product cytokine SCM-1 beta-like. The coding region runs from base 659 to 994 and encodes 111 amino acids. Gene Ontology annotation, biological process: cellular response to interleukin-1; inflammatory response; chemokine-mediated signaling pathway. NCBI's taxonomy places the organism in Eukaryota, Metazoa, Chordata, Mammalia, Eulipotyphla, Soricidae. The transcript has 4 exons. Gene Ontology annotation, cellular component: extracellular region. Gene Ontology annotation, molecular function: CCR chemokine receptor binding; chemokine activity. The record is from RefSeq and is a predicted model, not a curated record.
UGUGUCUGUGUGUGCGAUGUGUGCCUAUGUGAUGUGUGUGUGAUGUGUGUGAUGUGUGUGUCUGUGUGUGUGUCUGUGUGAUGUCUCUUUGUGUGUGAUGUGUAUGUCUGUGUGUGUCUGUGUGUGGGUCUGAGUAUCUCUGUGUGUAGGUCUGUGUGUAUCUGUGUGUAUCUGUGUGUCUGUGUGUGUCUGUAUGUGUGUCUGUGUGUGCCUGUGUGAUGUGUGUCUGUGUGUCUCUGUGUGUAGGUCUGUGUGUAUCUGUGUGUCUGACUGUGUGUGUCUGUAUGUGUGUCUGUGUGUGUCUGUGUGAUGUGUGCAUGUCUGUGUGUGAUGUGUACCUGUGUAUGUCUGUAUGUGUGUCUGUGUGAUGUGUGCAUGUCUGUGUGUGAUGUGUGCCUGUGUGAUGUGUGUGUCUGUGUGUGAUGUGUGUGACGUGUAAUGUGUGUGUCUGCGUGUCACACUCUGGGGCCUUCCGCCAAAGCCCAGACCAAGUGUCCCCGACUGCUGACCAUCCUUCCUUGCCCUGACAAGCCGGCCGCAGCGACAAGCCACAGGAAGUGAGCUGAGCGUGCGGGGGGGAUAAAGGGAGCUGCGUGCAGGUAGAGGCUCAGUCACUCGGCACAGACAGAGCCACUCCCCUGCACGACCAACCGCAGCCAUGCGCCUCGUUUUCCUGGCCCUGCUUCUCAGCGCCUGUCUCCUCAAGUCCGCCGUGGAAGGCGUCGGGAGUGAGGUGAUUUCCAGGAGGAUGUGCGUGAGGUUCAGCAACCGGCCCGUGCCCGGGGCCCGCAUCCGCACCUACACCAUCGAGGAGGGGCCCAUGAGGGCCGUCGUAUUUGUCAGCAAACGGGGCUUUGAAUUCUGUGCGGACCCUGACGAAACGUGGGUGAAAAAGGCCAUGAAGACCGUGGACAGCAGGAACCGCAUCAUGGUCCAGACGGGGUCUGCAGGGACCCAGCAGCCCACCGAGACCGCCGGGACCCUGGCCGCCUAGCCGCCUAGCCGCCGCCACCACUGCCGGGACCCUUGCUGGCUAGACCCGGGCCCCUGCGUUUCCAUUUUCACUUUUAUCUUUUUGUAUAUGCGUUUGCGUUUCCUAUUCUCAUAGCUGCUCUAAUGAAUAAAUAUUUAUUAUGACGAG